This is a messenger RNA of Haliotis rubra (blacklip abalone), 3252 nucleotides long. RefSeq lists its product as uncharacterized. Lineage: Eukaryota; Metazoa; Mollusca; Gastropoda; Lepetellida; Haliotidae. Gene Ontology annotation, molecular function: protein binding. Bases 300 to 1535 code for a protein of 411 amino acids. The record is from RefSeq and is a predicted model, not a curated record. The transcript is spliced from 8 exons.
GUGUGGCUGCUCACGCACCGACAUCUGCCUGUGACUUUUUGUCACCGUGCUUAACUAAACAGACAUUCAUUGACAGACUGUGUGGGACACGUGUAAGUGAGGAUAGUAAUUCCUGUGCUGUGAAAAGAUUUCUUGCUGGUAGUAAUGAUGAUUCAGGUAAACCCAGGACAAAGACCGAAUGCUGUUGUAGCAGCAUUGAGAGCGGCAAGAUCGAAUUAAGGACAACUCAACUAAACUUCUACAGGCUAUUAACAAAGCUGCAGACGGGGCAUCGUCUGAGGGCAUAAUCUCCUCCAGGGAUGCAUAUCCUAGAAUUCCCGCGCGAACUACAGUACUUUAUUCUGGCAAAGCUGGAUGGUGUGGCCUUAGGCCAUGUUCAGUGUGUUUGUCGAUCAUGGCAAGAAAUUGUGGGACAUCUAGAAUCAUCUUUUAAUAUUUGGUUGAGAUGUUGUUUAAAAGAAAUACCAUCCUACAUUUUGGUACAACUCACAGGAAUGUGCAGAUUUAUUGAACAAGGGGAGAUAACUGCAGAUGUGUGUAAUCGUAUUGGUUGGGAGUUUUGGCGAGACCUGUAUCGAGAAUACCAACGAGACAAGCUGCUGACUCAAUGGCGGGACACCAGUAUGGAGAUAACCAUUCCCUUCAUGUACGGGAAGGCAACAUCCAUUGAUCUAGGGGAGGGGUACCUGGUGUCUGGCCACACCACUGGCAACGUGCUGGUAUGGGAGAACCUGAAGGAGACGGAUGCCCUCACCAUGGGGCUGGUACAUAAACACCACCAACAUGUGUCCUGUGUCCGGGUGCUGGCAUCAGAAAGGAGUUGGAAGGAUCUGGGAACUGCUCAAAUGGAAGAAGCCUGUCCUUGUGUUGCAUCAUCAUCUCGAGAUUGUGUCAUCAAUGUGUCAACGAUUCGAGGCACAGACACACAUCAUAUUGCACACUUUUCACAGCAAGUCAACCAUCUCAGUGUUUGUGGCGAGUAUUUCGUAGCAGCAGCCAAGUCUUCUGUGCUUCACGGGCAGCCUGUGUGGCGGGUGUCAUCCUCCCGACCAUUGAACUUGGAACAGACAGAUCAGCUUUGGGGACAAAGGACAUCCAAUGUCACAGCUGUUGCCAUGACAUUUGGAACGGUUGUGUCCGGGGACGUUAUGGGCAACCUGAUGAUGUGGGACAGUGGUGUAGAUGAGCUGAGUGACAGGGAAGCCGGAAAUGAUGGUAGCCUGUGUGUACGCCGUGACUCAAAAUUCACCCAAUGGUUGGCAGAGGAUUUGUUCGAGACGUACCAGGGAACUGCAAAGUGUCUGUCAUUGAGAGGGACAAUAUUAGCAGUUGCUACAACUAUGGGCGGCGUGUUCCUCUACAGUAUACCAGACAACAAAUCGUAUGAAACGCUUGAGUUCAAACAUCCACAUAGUGUUGUGAGGACUGAGAAAAACACAAUCACAUCUAUAUCCCUUGGAGACGAUGGCAAGAGUCCUGUUGUUGCCAUAGCAGCUGAUGAUGAAACAAUCACCAUCAUCAGGUGGCAGCCAUGAUUUGAAGCAGAAGUGACAAAAACAGAUUCAGUGGUGAUCGAUCGGAACAACUUGGAAUGUGUUGAUAAUCUGUUUACUAGUUUUAACAGUUAGAUACACACAUCGACUAUUGUUCACAAUAGUACUAGUGUAUCAUUAUGGCAUCUUGUGGAUAGUCAAGAUCAGCUUUUACCAAAACAUUACAGCAGCUAUUUGAACAAGGUUUACUUGUCCUUAGGAAAUGUUGUGACUCAAUUGAAGUCAUUGAAGGGACGGUAUGUGAACGGUUCCGGAGGUUGUUUUUAUCCAAAUGUGACAUCACAUCCAUAGUUCCUGCCCGAUUCAGUUCUCAACCAAAAGAGCUCUGCACAGCAAAGGCAACAAACCCACAUUACAAACUGGCUUCCAUCAUGUUCUUUAUUAUUGGCAAACUGAUAAGAAAGCUUUAGUGAUUUUCUUACAUUUAAGUAACAAAAUACUAAUUACCAAUCGAUUUGAUAAGAAGCAAGUGUUUGUCAAAGCCAAGAUUGCAAUAUGCACAUGCUAAGGUCAUAUAAAACCAAUGACUUUCCUUGCCAGAAUUCUUGCAUUUGGCCUGUCAGUUCCUACUUCAGAUUAAGUGAUUUAACCCUACCCUUGAGCCUUGUAAGCUUGAUUAUUGAUUUACUUGAAAACCAUGCUUCAGGACAGUUGAUUCACUUUCCCUUUAGGUCAGACAGUUUACUUGACAUGGUGUUGAAGAAUUCUUGCAGGAUAAUGUGUGCAGUAGUGUCUUUUAUUUGUCUCAUGUCGUCAAAGAAGUGGAAGUUAGUGGAACAUGUCUACAGCUGAUUGAAGCCAAGCAGAAUGGUGUGAAUAUUGAAAAUCAUGACAGGUGGAUUACUGUCGUCUCCGGGUUGACAAACACGAGGUCGGUGGUACUGAACAAACAGAAGCAUCUGUGAUCAACUUAGUGUCCUGAGGGACCAAUGUAUAUUAUGUUUGAUGUUGUUAUUUAGCUCGACUGACACAGGUCAUGUGAGCUUGUACCAUGGCAUAUCAUCUGUUGUCCAUCUCUUAUGAUGUUUGACCUUUUAACUACCAUAAUGCCAUCUUCAAAAUAUUUUUCAAAAUUCAUCAUGUAUGACCCAGUAAUGGUACCCAUCAUGCCAUAAUGAAUGUUUCAGGGAUUAUUUUAGGAGUAAAGUCUACGGUUAGAAAAGUUGAAAGAGCUGUUUACUGAACGGAGUUGCAUCCCUUGAGUGUGAUAGGAUCUUCUGAUCAAGGGUUCGAGACUCGGAAUUGCCCUGACCCUUUGUUUGUCAGCAUAUACCUUAAUGUUUUAUAGCAUUUAAACACAAUGACAACUUUGAAUUAGUACUUAGCCACAUAUUUAUGAAUCAUUUUGUCAAUGAACAUAUCAGUUCAGGACCAAUUUUGUAAAAUCAUUUUAUUAUCAUAUGUGACCAUAUGAUUUUGGUUUAAAUAAAUGUAUGACUUAAUCAUUCAUAAUUAAAAUGUUCAUGUGAGCCAGAGAGCCUAUGGUGCUGUGAUUUUCAGAAUUUUAUCUAUUUGAUUAUGAUAAUAGUUUAAACAUGACUCCAUUAUUGUAUAAGCAUGAUAAAAAUGUUUCCCUAAAGUAGAUUUCAUUGCAGUAUUUAUCUGUUGGUGCUAUUGCUGUGUGACCAAAGAAUAAUGGAAAAGGUCUAGAGGGAGGUAAAGAUUAGUGUCAAUUAUUUAAAAUGUUGGUCAUCAAAGU